Messenger RNA from Patiria miniata (bat star), 1494 nucleotides. Its product is annotated as EEF1A lysine methyltransferase 1-like. The transcript is spliced from 5 exons. Gene Ontology annotation, biological process: methylation. The record is from RefSeq and is a predicted model, not a curated record. Lineage: Eukaryota; Metazoa; Echinodermata; Asteroidea; Valvatida; Asterinidae. Gene Ontology annotation, molecular function: nucleic acid binding; protein-lysine N-methyltransferase activity. The coding region runs from base 275 to 901 and encodes 208 amino acids.
AGCCAAGUGGCCCGACCGCAAACAUCGUAUCUCCGAUCUCCGCGAUGUAUUUGGAGUCUGUGGUUUUUCCUUGCUGUUGUUUUGACUAGCAAGAUUAAAUGAUGUCCCGGUGUUGAAUUCCUACACAUGUAGCUGAUUCUCGGCUCUGGGUUUUGUGCACAGAGAAUGGGUAAUUUAAUCUGGAACCGAUUCUUUUGGAGCUGGAACCGAGGAUAGUGGGUACCUGGUUUUCAAAAAAAUUGGACUCACGGUUCUGGUUCUCAAGUUUGACAAAAUGAGUGACAGUGAUGAUGACGUACCAAGACUGUCUGCUGAAACCAUGGCAGCACUGCAGGAGUUUUACAAAAGCCAAGAAUUGACUGAGGCAUCUGAUGUGCAAAGUGGAAUAAGUGAGAACUGGAACCUGUCACAGUUUUGGUACACUGAUGCAACUGCUGAAGCACUGGCAAAGGAGACCCUUCGUGCUGCAGGUUCUACUGGAAGAAUAGCAUGUGUAUCCUGCCCUUCACUCUACAAGAAACUACAACAGCUGAAGCCAGCAACAUGCACCACAGUCCUGCUUGAGUUUGACAAGAGGUUUUCGGUUUACAAAGACUUUGUGUUUUAUGACUUCAAUACACCACUUGAACUGGCCAACCUGCAGAAAAACACCUUCGAGGUGGUAGUUGCUGACCCUCCAUACUUGUCAGAAGAGUGUCUCAGUAAAACAGCACAAACUGUACGAUUUUUAAGCAGUGGAAAAGUCAUCUUAUGCACAGGUGCUGUAAUGGAGGAUUUAGCCGCAGAUCUCCUGGGUGUAACCAUGUGUUCAUUUGUUCCAAGCCAUGCAAGAAAUUUAGCAAAUGUAUUCCGCUGUUUUACUAACUUUGACACACACUACCUUAAUCAAGGUAAUAGCUGAUGUACUCAUCAUCACUGAUCAUUGCCACAAUCUUUGUAAGCUGACUAUACAUUUAAAGUUGACAAUAAAAUUGAACAAAGAAAUUGACUGGAGCGAGGUUUGAACCUGUGACCUCUGAAACGCUGUACUAGACGGUGCUCUACCAACUCAGCAUCUAGUCCUAUGUUGGCAAUUUCUCACUUUGCCAAUUGAUUUGUUCAAUUUCAUAAUCAUUAUACAGGCAUCUUGUGAGUUAGGCUUUGUAGUCUAUUUGACAAUAUAUAAUUGUAAAUGCUCUACUCAAUUGAAUUCUCUUAGUUCAUUCUCCAAGGUCCCAAACUAUGGAAUUCCCUUCAGCGGCCUUUGCAAAAACCCAAAUCUGAUAUAUAUUCAAAAAAACUUUCAAGCAAUUCCUCUUAAAUAAAACGUUGUUCGCUAUUUGUUUUGUCAUAUUUUAAUUUAUGUGCUCCAAUAAAUUUUUGAUCAUUUCAUUCUAAUAUAAUUAUCAACAUGUACAUACUCUUUCUUUUCACUUUAUAAUGUAAUAAAUUUUCUGUUGUUUAGUUCAACUUUGAGUCUUUGUCAAUAUUUACUUUAAGCUACUGAUCAGAGGC